AUGGCGCUGGACGCGCGCAGGAACGCGGGCCUGCAGCUCGCCGACGUGCUGCUCGUGCCCGGGCUCCUCGACAAGCUUGCUGCGGACGACACGAAGAACCUCGCGGCGGCGUCUUGGGGGACGCUCGAGGCGGUGCUGCGCGGGACGACUGCGCGGCUUCGCGUGCACCCGUCGGAGCCCGUGCUGUGGGGGCUCGCGCGGCGGGCGGCCGCAACGGCGGCAGGGGGGAGUGGGAGCGGCGACGCCGCGGGAGGACUUGUGUACUGCGGGGUCCGCGUGUCGGCGGCAGACGCGGCGGCGUUCCUCGAGGCGCUGCGGGAGGUGCGCGCGGACGACCCCGGGCGGCAGGGACGCGACAUCAGCUUUGCGCAGUGGGCGAAGUUCGUGCGGAGCCUGGUGACGGCCGGGCAGGGUGCCGUGCGCGUGACGGGGCUCGGAGUCCCGCUCUCCUUCGACCGGGGUGCAGCGCGGGACGCGGACGCCGCGUUGCAGGCCAUGGCGCUGCAGACCAUCCUGGCUGCCCCGGCCGUGAGGGCGCACCUGCGCUCCCUGACCCUCAACGGCGUGUGCGCCAGAGACUGGGAGGUCUUCAAGGAGUACGAGGACGCGCUUCGGGGUCUGCCGUCGCUGGCGCGCCUGACCAUCAUUCACGACGGCGGGGGCCGGUGCGACGGCGGCGCGGCGGUGCGCCUGGCUCGCGGGUGUCCGGGGCUGCGGCAGCUCAGGCUGCGCGGGUUCACGUUCGACCGUGCGGGCGUGCAGAUGCUCCGCGCCUGGCUGGCGCGGGCCACGCACCUCAAGGCCAUCAAGCUGACGUGUUGCGCGGCGGAGGGGGAGAACGGGUGGGGCGCCGAGGACGAGCCGCCCUUGGCGCCGCACCUGGAGAGCUUCAAGGUGGUCGAGGCGUGCGACCUGCACAGCGUGGGGGCGUGGUUCGGCCCGAAGCUGCGAUCGCUGCACCUGCGCAAUUGGAAUGGAUUGACCGCGGACGGUUGUCGCCCGGUCGCGGAAGACGUGAAGCUGGCGGAGCUCAUUCGACGCAGCACGACGUUGCAGCACUUGUCGGUCGUGGGCGCUCCGCUGGGGAUCGAAGGCACGCUGGCCAUCAUGUCUGCGCUUGCGGCCAACAGGUCGCUGACGUCCGUAUGCCUCCCUACGACGUGGGGCGCCGACAACGUCGAAGCGGGGGUGUCGGACGCGAUCGUCAGGGUGGUGCUGCGCCAUCCGACGCUCGAGUCGCUGUCGCUGCAGAUGCCGGCGAUGGACAGGAUUGCCUUGAACGGGGCCGACCUCGCAGCCGCCGUCGACCGGAACCGGUCGCUGCGCGAGAUUAACUUCAGUGGCAUUUCCGUCAACCACGACGGCGCGGAGGCGCUCGGCGCAAUCCUGCGCAACAACGACCGUCUGGUCAAGCUGAGUCUGGCAGAUUGCAACAUGAGCGCCCGCGCGAUGGAGGGCCUGGCGCGCGGUCUCGGCGGCGGGAUGUCAGCACUUCACACCCUCGAUCUGAGCGGCAGCUCUAUUUCCGCCGGCGGCAUCGCGGCACUGGCGCGGUCCAAGCUCAUGAGCGUGAUCACGUGCCUGUCUCUGAGCUUUUGCGAGAUCCAAACGCCCGCGGUCCUCGAAAGUCUCGCGGACAGCCUUGCCGAUGAGAGGUGCACGCUUCGCGAGCUGGAUUUGAGCAGGAAUCAGAUCUGCAGACGCGGCGCCCUGUUGCUGGCGAGAGCGUUGGAGAUGAACAAGAGCCUGGUCCACGUGGACUUGAAGCACAACAAGCUUGGCAGAGGCGGGGUCGAGGCCCUGCUGCAGCACGCCCGAACGAGCCCGACUCUGUGGUCGCUGGACCUCGAGGGCAACGGCGUGGAGCCAGCGGAGCUGGUGUAUCUCUAUCGCGAGCACCUCGGUGGACCGCAGCCGCGCAUGUGGAGGCCGAGUUUGGAGCUGAACACCUGCAGGCCCGAUCUGGCGGUCAAGCUGUGA
This is a messenger RNA of Pedinophyceae sp. YPF-701, 1980 nucleotides long. Lineage: Eukaryota; Viridiplantae; Chlorophyta; Pedinophyceae. The record is from the annotation of a GenBank genome assembly.